UACAAGGAAGGAUGUAGCUGCGUACCUCGGUGUGGAAAGUGCCUUUUUCUUAAACGCCUCCCGUUCACGUAAUAGUGCCGGAUCCAUUUUUUUGUUUAUAUAAGACUAAUCUUCAAAAGAAUGAAAAUGCGGCUUGGCAGUAUAGUAACGUCGUUAAGUAGUUUAAUCAUAUUAUUUCAGUGUGUAUCAGCAAACGACACACCAUGGAGCUGGACUUGUGAUAACGGCAAAUGCAUUAAGACUCGCUAUGACAAAACCAGCACAGAGCCCAGCCUGAGCUUGGAAGCCUGCAAGAUGUUCUGCAACGAGUAUGGAUUACUCUGGCCGAAGCCCACAGGUGAUGUGGACCUCGGCAACUACCUCUCCAAGAUCAACCUGAAAAAUAUUCAUGUCAAAAUCCUGAAUAACGGCAAAUCUGACGACUUGAUGGAAGCAGCAGCCCAGCGGUUGAAAGAAAUGGUCGCGCUGACCAUACCAAAGGGCUCUAUUCCAAAAAUGACGGGCAAAUCUUUGGAGCUGCAUCUCGUCAACGCCAAUCCGGACUUAAGGGAUUUUUCCUUGGACAUGGAUGAGAGUUAUAACUUAUACGUGGGCCCCAAGGAGUCUAACGGCAAGAAGACUUCCGACCUGAACGCCACCAUCACCGCCAACACAUUCUUUGGGAUCCGCCACGGCCUGGAGACGCUCACACAACUUUUUGUUUACGACGAAAUCAGAGAUCAUUUACUGUUGGUACGAGAUGUGAAGGUGACAGACAAACCGGUGUACCCGUACAGGGGGAUCCUGCUCGAUACCGCCAGGAACUUCUAUACAGUCGAAUCCAUUAAGAAGACAAUCGAUGCUAUGGCGGCGGUGAAGCUGAACACGUUCCACUGGCAUAUCACCGACAGCCAGAGCUUCCCGUUCGAGUCCAGCAGGAGGCCACAGCUCACCAAGAUGGGAAAGCUCGGCGAAACCAAGGUGUACAGUAAAGAAGCGAUCAGGGACGUUGUCAAGUACGGUUUGGAGCGCGGCGUGCGCGUGCUGCCCGAGUUCGACGCGCCGGCGCACGUGGGCGAGGGGUGGCAGGACACCAACCUCACUGUCUGUUUCAAGGCUGAGCCAUGGAGAUCCUACUGCGUGGAACCACCAUGCGGUCAGCUGAACCCCACCAAAGAUGAGUUGUACGACUACUUGGGCGACAUUUAUGCAGACAUGGCUGAGGUAUUCGAAACAACGGACAUAUUCCAUAUGGGCGGGGACGAGGUGAGCGAGAAGUGUUGGAACGCUUCGGAAUCAAUCCAGAACUUCAUGGUGCAGAACCGCUGGGACCUAAGCUCCGGCGGGUUCCUCAAGCUCUGGAACUACUUUCAGAACAAGGCGCAAGACAAGGCUUAUAAGGCUUUCGGAAAGAAACUGCCGCUGAUUCUUUGGACGAGCACGUUGACGAACUACGAGCACGUGGACCAGUUCUUAAACAAAGAUGAUUAUAUCAUACAAGUAUGGACCACUGGCCUGGAUCCUCAGAUACAAGGUUUACUCGGAAAGGGCUAUCGUCUCAUCAUGUCCAAUUACGAUGCUUUGUAUUUGGACUGCGGCUUCGGUGCUUGGAUAGGCAGCGGUAAUAAUUGGUGUUCCCCUUACACCGGCUGGCAGAAGGUUUACGACAACAGUCCAGCGGCGAUGGCUUUGCAUCACAAAGAUCUUAUUCUCGGAGGGGAAGCAGCGUUAUGGUCAGAACAGUCGGACGCGUCUACACUCGACAACCGCCUGUGGCCGCGUGCCGCCGCCCUCGCCGAGCGGCUGUGGGCCGAACCCGCGCUCACCUGGCGCGACGCCGAGUACAGGAUGCUGCAUGCCAGGGAACGAUUGGUCCGCAUGGGAAUCCAGGCUGAUUCCAUCCAACCAGAAUGGUGCUACCAGAAUGAAGGCUACUGUUAUUAGUAGUCAUCAUAAUAUAUAAAUAUAAGCAGAGCUGCCCAUGCCAGUUGUAAAUUACCCUGCUUCAGUCUGUUAUAUUUUUUGGCAUUCCUGGCCUACUUUGCACUUAGCACAUUCCCCAAAAAUUUCUCGACUUAAAAAUAAUGUGAUAUGAAACAGUAGAUACCUUGCAUUAAUAAACGAAAAUGGACAAAUACUCAUUUCAAAGAAAAGCAGUCAAAUUAUAAAAAAAACUUAACUUUCUUAUGUUAAUUCAGUUACAAGUUUUAUAGUUGUAAAAUUCCAUUUCUAAUGAUAUUUGAGGAGCUGGCAAACAAAACGGUAUAAUUACAUAAAAUUAAAUUUUACAGGAGCUGUAUAAAACUGAAUGACAUACCUCUUGUCAGUUUUUGCCAUGGUUUUUAAUUUAUAAAUUUAGUAAUUUUAACACUGUUUUAGGCGGUUUUGAUUGAAAAUUUAAUUGAGAUUCAAAUACAACGGGCCCGAAACCUCCGGACUGUAAAAAAAAAGUAUUUUGACCAAGAGGACUACUCUAUUUCGACGAAAAACGAAAUUUCGAUCGGAAUUUCGCACGUUAUUUACUCUAUUUCUUUUUCAUUUCGAAAAUUCGUUCGUCCGAAAAUAGUUUGACAGUUAAAUUCUCCAAGCCUACUCUAAUUCACAAUACUUUCGAACGAAAAGUUGAAUUGGACAUAUAUUUGUUCGAAAUUUUAACCUCAAAUUGACGAAAUUAAAAGUGUUACGUUUUCUUUUUCGGUUUGGGAUUUUUAUUUGAAUUAAGUCUAAAAUGCUUGAUAGAGUAUUCUUUCAUCCAGGCUGCUUAGCUCGAGGAACAUUUUAUAGCAUGUAAAAUUGACAAUGAAACGAAAUUUUUAUUAUUUAUUGUAUUUCCAAUACUUCAAAAUAUUAAACGACAAAUUUAGGUUGACAUACAAUCGAGUGUAUCAACUCUACAAACCAGUCGGCUAACACUGUCAAAAAAGGUUCUUUCAAUGUUAUCAAAAAUGUUGUCAUAUAGUAACAUUGUUUCCAAGUAAAAAACGUUAUUUAAAAAGUAAACAUAAAAAGAACUUACAAACAAGACUCAAUCCAUUCGUUCACGAAAAUUGUUUGUGAUUCCGAACUUAAUGUGCGUGUUCGAAAAUAAAAUAGAGUAGAGUCAUUGGCGAAAUUUCGUUUAAAAUUCGUUCGUUACCGAAUCUUCGUUUCGGAGAAAGAGAGUAGAGCUCCAGAUGCGUAAUUAUAUUGUUUUGUUCGCUAGCUCCUCAUUUUAUGAUUCAGGCUUUCUCAUUUUUGUAUUUUGGUUUAAGUAGUUGUACAAUUUAGGUCCAUUAUAUGUAGGUACGCGAUAAAAAGAAAAUACAAUCAGCUUUGAUUCGCUAAACUAAUUGUUGAUUUUAAAUAUUUUCCCGAUCUUUUCCCGUACCAACUCUACAUUUCCCGACAAAUCGGGUAACUUCUGCGCCAUUGGCAGCAUUGAUUAUAAGUUACUUAACUCAUCAUUUUGGCUUUCGUGUAUUAUUAAAUUACUACUCGUUAAUCUCAUCGCAGAUGCCAGAAUAGUACACAAUACUUAGAUUAGGGGAGGCUCAAAUACGUGCCUAAAACAUUUAACUGUUGCAAUUUAUAUUAAUUACGAAUCACUGUGAUUGUAAUAAGUAUUUAUGCAGUACUUUUAUUGUAUGCCUUCUUAGCGUACCGCUCUACGCGACUUCUUUUUAUAUAGUCAAUUAACACCGUUUGUGAUCUUUUAUUAAUAUAAAUAUUGAUGUAUAAAAGUAUUAAAUUUAUACGUAAUUGAU
Molecule: messenger RNA, 3722 nt
Organism: Chilo suppressalis (striped riceborer)
Lineage: Eukaryota; Metazoa; Arthropoda; Insecta; Lepidoptera; Crambidae
Source: the annotation of a GenBank genome assembly